AUGCCGUUCCUCACCAAGCUGUCCCUCCCCCGAGUCUCCAAACAUGCUAACAAGCCAGCCAAAGCAUACGCAGACGCCGCCGAGCAGUCCAAGCCGGACAAGGACAAGGCCCAGCUGCGACGCGCGCAGCUCGAGAUUGACGUCUCGGAGCUACGCGACCUCAUCUCCCUCACGGAGAAGGAGACGGCCGCGCUGUUCAAGGAGAACUUUCUGAUCCGGGAGGCCCUCGAGACCGCCGGCCUGCCGCUGGCCAUGACGACGACGGCGGCGAUGCAGCAGCAGAUGCGCCUCGACGCUGGGCCCGUGGACACUCCCGCCGCCGCCGAGGAGUCGCCCGAGCUCUUCGGCGCCAUUGACGUCGACGACCUGACGGUGACGCUGAGCAUGGAUGCCGCCCUCGGCGCGCCCUGCUUCCACAUCAGCUCCAACUCGUCGGGCGCCAGCGCCGCCGCCUCGACGUCGCCCCGGACCGUGGCCGGCGUCGCCCUGACGUGGGAGCAGGAGCAGCGCGCCGUCAACUUUAUCCUCGGCCUCGAGCACUGCUGCUGGGACCACUUCUUCAUGGGCGACUUCCACCUGCACGACCCGGGCCUCUGCUCCGAGUCGGAAAGGGGCCACACGCUCAUGGCGAGCGCGUACUGCAUGGCCCCGGCACCCGAGAGCGUCUACGCCGGCCGCGCCGCCCUCGCGGCCAAGAAGCCCGGCAAGGCUGCGGCGCCGCGGCCCAGCUUCCAAUGGGGCGCGUCGGGCAUCACGCUCGAGUCGCUGCACGGCCUCGCCGCCUCGCUCAACCCCGGCGACCUCGAGAUCACGCCCGUCCAGGCGUGGUUCGAGCUGGCGCGCCGGUACCCCGUCGAGGUGCUGCUCGGCGGCACCGUGCUCGACACGCUGCAGCGCGAGUUCAACGGCGUCGUGCGCUGCGUCAUGUACGGCGCCGUCAUUGAGAGGCUUGCCUUUGAGAGCAUCAUUGCGAGGGUGCUGGGCCCGUCCGAGGGCUCGCUGUGGGCUUGA
Metarhizium brunneum ARSEF 3297 is the source of this 1011-nucleotide messenger RNA. NCBI's taxonomy places the organism in Eukaryota, Fungi, Ascomycota, Sordariomycetes, Hypocreales, Clavicipitaceae. The record is from RefSeq and is a predicted model, not a curated record.